This is a messenger RNA of Protobothrops mucrosquamatus (brown spotted pit viper), 4990 nucleotides long. It is a transcript of the gene CGNL1, whose product is annotated as cingulin like 1. The record is from RefSeq and is a predicted model, not a curated record. The coding region runs from base 1 to 3864 and encodes 1287 amino acids. NCBI's taxonomy places the organism in Eukaryota, Metazoa, Chordata, Lepidosauria, Squamata, Viperidae. Gene Ontology annotation, cellular component: myosin complex. The transcript is spliced from 18 exons.
AUGAAGUCCUCUCCCAAUGGUUUCCGGCAGCAGGACCAGGUGACCCCCCCCAAUCUGGCAACACAGGAGAGCCCAAAGAACCUCCCGAAUGCCAAGGCCGGGUCUUAUGGAGUCACCAUCCGGGUCCAAGGGAUCGAUGGCCAUCCCUACCUCGUGCUCAACAACACUGAGGGAUGCUUGUCAGCAAAUCGCUUGGGGUCUGAAAAUGGCCAGCAGGUUGCAGCUGAUCAGCCAGCGCCAGAUUCUGCUUUUCCUGCCAUUGGACGAGUCAAGAAGAGCCAGGAAGGAAGGCCCAUCGGCGGGCUUUGGGAUAAUGCACCAUCCUGCUGGAUUAAAAGCCUGAAGCAGGCCAGCAGGGAGGAGGGGAAGAAAACAGUCUCACCUUUCAAAGGUGAGAUUUCCCAGGCCUCCAAUUUGCUGAACUUCCAGAAAUAUCCAGAGCUGCUUCAACCCUAUAAUCCUGCAAACAGCAUCUUGAAUCCGAAAGACUUUCAGCCUCGCCUGCUUGGCAAAUCCCAGUCUCUUGAGGAUGAAGGGAAAUUGGGUUCCAGGCCAUGGAACUCAUCUUUGAAGGUAGCACUAGAUGACUCAGCCCCCCAGUUUGCAGAACUGGCUAAAUCAAAAGUGAAAACAGUAGACUUGGCCAAGCCCGACCAGAACCAGCAGCAGCUGGAAAGCUCCGGGGUUGCCGACCGUCCUGGCGGAAGGCCCGAACCACUCUCUCCUGGGGCUGGAUCUUCACCUGCUGCGAGUUCCUCUGCCUGCUCAGGUCCUAGGAGGUGCAGACCGGACCUCCUGCCUUUCCGCCAGCUGGACUCAGCAGGAGCAGCCCUGAAUGGCUCCCAGAAAUCUACAUCUUCAUCCACUACUCCAACUUCUGCUGUCUCCACAUCCAGAUUUUUCCUAGAUGACCAAGAAUACGCCAUUUAUGCCGACCAUGUCAACCGGCAUGAAAACCGGCGUUAUAUCCCAUUUUUGCCUGGAACUGGCCGUGAUAUUGAUACUGGCUCCAUUCCUACAGUUGAAGAGCUGAUUGAAAAAUUUGACAGGAAAGUUUGUCCCCAAAGAAGGGGAAGAUUAGGGUUCAGGACUCGAACUCUUCCAGAGAAUCAUAGGCGAUCCAAGAGUGUAGACAGCGCCCUGUCUCAUGGACCGCAUUCUGAUUGCAUCGAUGACUUCACCAAAACCUUGGGAAGAUCGUCCGAGCAUUUGGUCCAAUCCUCCCAAGUUUGUCUGCAGAAGCCGCUGUCUCCAGAGAAGAAGGCAGCCUCUCUUGGGGAUCAGAUGGCCCCUUGGGCAGCAGGCAAGCUCCAAACAACCCCAGGAAUGAGAGAUUCUCCCAGUAGCCACUUUAGUUCCUUGCAGCAUCUUAAACGUGAUCAAAUGGACCCAGAGAGUUUGCCUUCUAAGUCUUCCACUCUUCCAAGGCAGUGUAAAAAAAGAGACCAUAAAACUCCGGCCUCCACUCUCUUGUUACCAAACAGCACUGUGAGUCAGAAUCACUCGAUGGAAACUUUUGCUUCUGGUUCGAAAAAUGCUCAGGUGACACCUGACCUGCUCAAGGGUCAGCAGGAACUUGCACAGCAAAGCAAUGAAGAGACAGCCAAGCAGAUUCUCUACAACUAUCUCAAGGAAGGUACCAGCGAAAACGAGGAUGCAACCAAGAGGAAAGUCAACUUGGUAUUUGAGAAAAUCCAGACACUGAAGUCCAGAGCAGCUGGGAGUCCUCAGGUGACUGACACCAAGGAAAGAGCCUCCUUGGAAGUCAACAUGUUAGUGGGAGAGAAAAAACGGUUGACAAAGGAGGUUUCUGAGCUACAGAGGAAGCUGGACUUGGAAUUCAAGAAUCAGCAGAACUUCAAAGCUGAAAGGCAGACAAUGGAAGCAGAGCUUCAGAAGCUUCGGCAACAGCUUAAAGAAAAUAUGGAGGAGAAAGAAACUUUCAGGAGGCAGCUGAAGGAAAGUGAGAAAGACCUUAGAGAAAACCUGGAGGAGCUUUUCCAAGUGAAAAUGGAACGGGAGCAGCAUCAGAGAGAGAUCCGAGACUUGCAGGAUCAGCUUUCCGAGAUGCACGAUGAACUGGACACUGCGAAGCGCAUGGAGGACAGUGCGAAGGAUCUACUCGUAGAGGAACUGAUGCAAGUGAAGCAGGAGCUGCAGGAGCUGCAGGAGCUGCAGGAGCUCAGAGACCAACAAGAAGAGGCCCUGAAGAGACGCGAGCGGGAGCUGACGGCCUUGAAGGGCGUCUUGAAGGAAGAGAUGGCUAACCAGGAUCGAGAGAUGGGCCACCUCAAGGAGCAGCACAUCCGGGAGCUCCAGAGCUUGGGAGAGAGUCUGGCCAAAGCUACAGAGAAAAUUGGCACCCUGUCAGGUGCAAAGGCUGAAGCUGAGAAGGAGCAAAGGAGCCAAGAAGACCGCAUGGCUGGGAUGGCUGAGCAAAACAGGCAGCUGAGGAAAACCCUGGGGCAGCUGGAGAAGAAGCAGCAAGGGCUGGAGCUGGAGCUGGAGGAUUUGAAUGGAGGCAAGGAGGAAGCCAAGGAAAGGCUGAGGAGAUGCAUGAGAGAGAUGCAGUCUUUGGUCCACGCCAAGGAGGAAGCCCACCAGCUGGCCUCAGCCAAGGUGUCUUUGGAAGCCCAGCUGGAGGAUGCCCAGAAGAAUCUCAGUCGGCUGAGCCAGGAGCAGCAGCAGCUGAUGGGUUGCCUGGAAGUCGAAGCUUUCCAAAAAGAUCAGCUACAGAAGACAAAACGCGAACUGGAGAAUGAGCGGCAGCAGCUGGACAGAACUGUGGAAACGCUGCAGAAGGAGAUGGUGGAAAUCAUUAAAGUGUCCCAGGAAUCAACCCAGCAGCUCCAGAAGCAGCUUGAUGAGUACAAGGAGAAGAACCAGCAGCAGCUGGUAGAUUCACAGCAGCAGCUGAAGGACAAAACCCUGGAGCUAGAAAAGGCCUACCAGGCAAUCCUCAAAAUGCAAGAGCAGGUACGUUUUAUGGAAGAUGAAUUACAACGUCACAAAAAAGCCCAAAAAGAAGCCCUCACAAAGACUCAACUUCUGGAAGACACUGUGAAGAACUUGGAAUAUGAACUGGAAACUAAAAGCCACUUGAAAGAAGACCGGGCAAGACAGGCCAAGAUACUGCAGGACAAAAUAUCCCAGCUGGAGUUGGAGCUCGAAGAAGAACGGAGCAAUUCUGACAUCCUGUCUGGGAGGAUUGGCAGGGGCCGAGAGCAGAUGGAGCAAAUGAGGAGUGAUCUCCUUCAGGAAAGGGCAGCCAAGCAAGAGCUGGAGGGCAACAAGACCACCCUGGAAAGGCAGAACAAAGAGCUGAGAGGCCGGAUCCUCCACCUGGAAGGUUCUCGCAAGCCCAGCAAGGAAGGCCUCCUGGCCCAGAUGGAAACCCGCCUCCUGGAGCUGGAGGAGCAGCUGGAGAGCGAGGAGAGGGACCGAGGUCACCUCCAGUUGACCAACCGCCGACUGGAGAGGACAGUGAAGGAGCUCCUGAUGCAGGUGGAUGAUGAGCACCUCUCCCUGACAGACCAGAAGGACCAGCUCAGCCUGCGCCUGAAGGCCAUGAAGCGGCAAGUGGAGGAAGCCGAGGAAGAAAUAGACAGGCUGGAGAACAGCAAGAAGAAGCUUCAGAGGGAUCUGGAAGACCAAGUGGACCUUAACAGCCAGCUGCAAGGACAGCUGGCCACCAUCCGGCAGGACCUCAGACGCCAGAAGACUUCCAGUAAGCUGCUGAGCGACUUUGACUAUGAGGAUGAUGGCUUCAGCACCGAUGGGGAGAGUCUUUUUGAUGCCCCCCUGGGGUUGAAGUCCUUCAAGCACAGCGACAGCAAAGCCAAGAAGGACGCCAGCCAGCCUUAAUGGCCGAGAGUCAAGGCUGCACGGAAUCAAGGCACCGCCGGCUGCAGUAAUCAUAGCAUCAGGUGACCUUGAUUCCUUUUUCUGAGACAGGUCAUGUUCAGAUUUAUUUCAGAAAUAAACAUUUGUGAACAAAAAGGAGCUGGCCUUCCAGUUCACAGAUUCAGUACUUCAGUACUUCCAGCUCUGAGCACCUCACUGACACCAGACUGCUCCUAACCCAAGGUCUUAUUUUGGAAGCUGUUUCAAACGGGAGGGAGGAAGGGUGUCACCUUGUUACUAGAGCAGAGGAAGGAAUAUACAAAGCAGGAGAUAAGGGUGUACAUAUUUUUUAACCAAGAGUUUUUAGAACUCUUGCAACGUUUUUGUAUAAUUUCAUGUUUCCAUCAAUAGCGCAGGAAUCUAUAUUAAGUGUCAUAUCAUCCAUUAGCUUUAAAACCCUAUUGCAGUAAACGUCAUUUGUUCAGCAAACAUGUUUAUGGGCUGGCUGAAGGAGAGCAGCAUGACCUUCGGAAGUUGAAAAAAGCAGGACAUUCUACAACACCCAGAGCUGUUUCUGCUCAGAAAACCUCUUCCCCGUUCCCUGUCUCUGCUCCCUCACUCCGACUUCCAGGGAUUGGAUCGAUGGGGAGACGGUUGACAUAUCCUGAUCUUGCCACACUUUAGAAAAAAGACCUUUACUCUGAUCUGAAUUCCCUCGGCCUUGGCAGGACGUGCAACAAUCACUCUGUUGGGUUUCUCUUCUCUUGCUCAAGAGCAGCUCCCUUGUCCCGAGGCCCAGCACCCCAAGGACCCUGAGCCCUGGCGGCAAGGAGCAGCCUCAGGUGCAGAGAAGCAGGGCUGAACUUGCCGUUUGGGUUCAGAGCUGAAACGGCUGCUUUGCUAUUCAAGGAUGGCGAGACCUGCUCCUCUGGUGGGUUAUAAAGGACUCUCUGAGAAGCAUAUCGGAAAAGGCACUUCUGUUUUCUUGUCUUCUAGUUUUAAUUGUAUUACCUGUAAGCGGCAUUUGGAAGAACAUACCAGUAUUUCCAAAAGUUUCUACUGCAAUCGCAUUUUUAUCCUUUCACCAAAUCUUUGCUCUGUUGGGACAAUCUUUAAUGAGGAAAUAAUAGUAUCAGUAGCUCUGAAA